GCCACGCUUGAUUGGACGCUGCGGUUAGAGGUUCCUCCCGCCCCUCCCAGCAGCGGCAGCUCGUUCGGCUUUCCUGCGCCAGCGGCGGUGUGUCACCGAGGCUGGGCUGCUGCCGGAGAGAUCCGGACUCAGAAUAUACCCAACCAUUUAACGCAACCUGGCAAACGGGGCUGAGAGGCGGGUUUUGAACCUGAAUACAGUUUAGGCUGGACCCUACGCUUUUUCUUGUCGCCUCCGCCCGUCCUCCUGAUGUCGGAUUUCAAGCUCGGGAUCGUACGGCUCGGCCGUGUGGCCGGGAAGACAAAGUACACGCUGAUCGAUGAGCAGGACAUACCACUGGUGGAGAACUAUGCCUUUGAGGCACGCAUGGAAGUAGAUGCAGAUGGCAAUGGAGCUAAGAUCUUUGCUUAUGCUUUUGACGUCGGCAAAGGACGCUGGGCAGGAAGGCCGCUGCACGAGCUGCUCUGGGAGAAGCACAGAGGAGGCAUCGCCCCUAGUUUUCAAGUUAUCCACAUCAACUCUGUGACGGUGGACAACCGACUAGACAACCUUCGACUGGUUCCAGUAGGCUGGAGCCCUAAACCAGAGGAGAUUUCCAGCAAGCAGAGAGAGCAGUCCCUCUACUGGCUGGCUAUCCAGCAGGUACCAGCCGACCCUGUGGAAGAGCAAUAUCUGGAGCUGAGUCGCACACGUUACUACAAUGCAAAUGGGGAGCUGGUGGAGGAAGAGGAGUGUUCUUGCACCUACUACGAGUGUCACUACCCUCCUUGUUCGCUCAUUGAGAGGAGGCUGCGGGAGUUCAACAUAUGCGGCCGCUGCCAGGUGGCGCGCUACUGCGGGUCCCAGUGCCAGCAGAGGGACUGGCCGGCCCACAAGAAACAGUGUCGCGAGCGUAAGCGGGCGCUGGCCCUGGAGUCUGAGCCCGAGCGGUGAUCCGUCUUCAUCCUUGCUUGGAAGGGGAGGAGGAGGAUGAUCAUCGGGGAGGGAAUGGGGUUACACUUGGGAGGGGGAGCGGGGAUUAAGUGCGAUGCGGGGUGGGGGGGGCUUCCUGAGAAGAGACAAUGUUGAUUGGUUGAGUGAUUGAAGGAGUUCAGGACUGAGAAGACGAGGGCACGGAGAGUAACGCAAAAAGACAUCUGCCACUUCCCAGGACUGGUGAUUCUCCAUAGCUUGCUUUUCAUGUGGAUGACGGGGAUGGGAUUUUUUUUUUUGUUUUUUUUUUUUUUUUUUCGGUUUGUUGGUUUUUGUUGGUUUUUUUGGGGGGGGGGGGUCUUUGUUUUCUCUCGAGGGAGAACCUCGGGCACUACCUGCUGCUACGGUUUUGUAUGUAAGGAGGAGAAAGUCAUCUUGUUGAUGAACUGAACAAGCUUCUCCGGACCACAGUCGGAAUACAGACCGCCGUCAUCCCAUUGGGUGUCACUUCGUCUGUCCAAACAGGGGACUUGGGGGCUGCAGCAUCUGUCAUUCAGCUGGUACAAUGGGACAUGGACCUUUUCACUGUAUCGCUCCCUUUUCUGACCUCUCUCGUGCACACGGCUGCUGCGCUCACAGUCAUCGACACUUUAGCUGCCAUCGCCGCGGCCUCCCUGUCUGUAUUCCCCACACAGCAAACCACGACACAGAUUAUCAGAGAUUUCACAGAGUCCCACUACCAGUAUUGUGUGUGUGUGUGUGUGUGUGUGUGUGUGUGAGCGCCUGUGCUGCCAACAUGUACAAAAAAGGACUUUGAGGUGGUCAACAUUGCUAAUGAGUCGAGGUUAACGGACAUCUUUGCUCUACUUAAAGGGGGCCAUAUUACUUAAUUUAAAAAUGUCCUAUUUAAUUAUAAAUUGGUGGUCUGACAGUAAGAUCAUUGUUCUGUAAUAAAGUAGCUGCCAAAUAAAGGCGUCACUUUUUUAUUUUUUAUAUAUAUAAUUUUAAUGGUUAAAGACUUCAGUUUGUGCUGGAAGUAGGUGGUGUGUGUGUGGUUUUUUUUUUUUUUUUUUUUUUUAAGGAAUUUCCAGUUAACAUUUAAAAAAAGAAAAGUGGUUUCUAUGGAAACUUGUUUCUGCAACUGUAAAAAAAAAUAAUUAAAUAAAUACAUUUGGGGUGGAAACAAACAAAACUAAAACAUUUUUAAAUUUAUUGCAUUUAUGUUGAAAUUUUGACUUAUGAACUCAGUCUUCUGAGAAAGUAACUGGCGUUUUUGUUUGUUUUUCUACUUUGGCAGAAACCAGCUUCAGUACGACCAGUGUUGUUGAUGCUCUUACACACAAUUUGUCCCAGUAAAAGUGAGCACUGAUGGCGUAAUAUAAAAGCAAUUUAUUAUUUGAUGUUCAAUAGCUUAACCUGUAAGAAUGAUCUUUACCAAAGUCUUCUCUGACCUUCCGUAGCUUACCACUCCUGUCAGCUGGUAUAAAUCCCUCUUGGGCUCAGUUUGCUGGGUUUUUCGGGGGGGAGGGGGUUGUUUCUUCCGAACAGACACCUGCCUUUUCAAACUGUAUUUUUACAUCUCCAGGGUUACGCUGUAUGUGUGCAUUGAUUGGCGAGGAGGAGCUAGUGCUCAGUUUCUCGCAUGUGUGUUUGUAAGGGUUAUUUUUUUUGAAGAAAAUCUUAUCUAUGGAGCUAUAUUUAUUUUAAAAAAUUGAUUGUGAACCUUUCUUUUGUCCUGGUGAUAUUUGAAGGCAUAAAAAGUGCUCAUUGUGGGACCUUUUUUUUUUUUUUUUGUAUAUCUGUGAGGUGAUGAGGUUAGAUGGGCUGAAACAUUUCAUCGCUGUUACUUGAUUUAUUUUACUUUCCUGAUUCUAGAUGGAUGAUUGAGUUCUGGCUGUUGCCUUCCCAGUGUUUUUUUUUUCUUUUUUGUAAAUCCCAUGAGAACACUGCACACAGUCAUGUGACAAAACAAUCUUCCACGUGAGAGGUGUCUUGGAGUGUAAAACUUGAAUCCCUCCCACGGCCGUCUUUUUGUGACUUUUAUUUUGGAAAGUGGUUUGAUGAACUGAACCAUUUCCUGCUCUGGAGCUUUUUUUUUUGUCGACUUUAUCCACAAAUCACCUGCCUUCCUUGUGUUACCUACAAUGCACACCUGCUUAAUGUGUCCUCUUGUUUCUUAGGUGAGAAUUCCCAACACUUAAUAAGCAUGUGUAUAUGUGAUUUAUUUGCUUUCCUUGUGUGCGCGCGUGUGUGAAUGUGAAAGUUUUUGAACACUGCACUAAAAUUUGGCUCUCGUGUUGGCAUACCUGUCGUAGAUGAGGUGAGGGGUGUGGUGUGGAUUUGGACAGAGUGUACAGAUUGUGUCUAAAAUAAAUUUUUAUUUUUUAUUUUUUUUUUUGGGUAAAAAUAUACGCAUUAAUCACCUAGAAAUAAAGAGCUACAAUAUGUGAAUGGAAGUACAACUGGGAUAACCGACAGUUGCUUUUCCAAU
Molecule: messenger RNA, 3403 nt
Organism: Haplochromis burtoni (Burton's mouthbrooder)
Lineage: Eukaryota; Metazoa; Chordata; Actinopteri; Cichliformes; Cichlidae
Gene: zmynd19
Product: zinc finger, MYND-type containing 19
Exons: 6
Coding region: 250-933 (227 amino acids)
Source: RefSeq, a predicted model, not a curated record